This is a messenger RNA of Epinephelus lanceolatus (giant grouper), 4008 nucleotides long. Its product is annotated as volume-regulated anion channel subunit LRRC8C. Gene Ontology annotation, cellular component: cytoplasm; plasma membrane; monoatomic ion channel complex. Gene Ontology annotation, biological process: aspartate transmembrane transport; monoatomic anion transmembrane transport; cyclic-GMP-AMP transmembrane import across plasma membrane. Gene Ontology annotation, molecular function: protein binding. The record is from RefSeq and is a predicted model, not a curated record. Lineage: Eukaryota; Metazoa; Chordata; Actinopteri; Perciformes; Serranidae.
UCCCACCGGACACUUGAGGAUCGUCUGCGGACGCAGUGUGGAGCAGCAGCCAGGAUGAUCCCAGUGGGUGAAUUCAGAAACUUCGGCAUAGAGCAGAACUCAAAGUACCGGGUGCUGAAACCGUGGUGGGAUGUUUUCUCAGAGUACCUGUGCGUUGCUAUGCUUAUGAUUGGAGUCUUUGGGUGCACCUUGCAGCUCACCCAAGACAAGAUUUCUUGCCUACCAAGCCACUUCACCAGCCCAACGCCUCAAGCAAUUGACUGUAGCCACAUCAGGACCUAUGGGGAGAACGCGACGUUCCAGCACACACUGGUCUUGCCCGCGAAGCCCAUCAUCCGAGAGGUGUCUGGACGCAAGAACGGCCUCGACAUCCACCAGUAUGUGUUUGUCAACCACUACUGCUAUGAGAAGUUUGUCCACUGGUACGCAAAGUACUUCCCGUACCUCGUUGUGAUCCACACUCUGAUCUUCAUGGUGGCGAGCAGCUUCUGGUUCAAGUUCCCUGGGACAUCUUCGAAAAUUGACCUCUUUGUUACCAUCCUUGGGAAGUGCUUUGAUUCACCCUGGACCACAAGGGCCCUGAGUGAGGUUUCUGAGGAAAGAGGAGAAGAGAAACUGGUCAGCUGGAGGCGGAACACCGUUGCAAAAGAUCAAGCUGACCGAAAAGCAGAUGAGGAGGAGACUACAGGGCUUCUUCGCUCCUCCUCUGUCAAGUCUAAUCCAGAGAAGAAAAUUCCAGAGCCUCAGUCGGCCCCCUCUGUCUUAGAUAAGAAAGAAGGAGAGCAGGCCAAAGCUCUGUUUGAAAAGGUGAAGAAGUUCAGAACUCAUGUAGAGGAAGCAGACAUCUUGUAUGUCAUGUAUGUGCUACAAACAUCACUGAAAGUCUUCAAGUUCCUUCUGAUUAUUGUCUACACUGCAGUGCUAGUACCGAACAUUGAGAUAGUAGUGCGCUGUUAUGUUCCUCCUGAGCUGACUGGUUUUGAUAUCUAUUGCUGUAAUCACAACAAAGCCCAUCUUUUCUCUAAGCUCGCUUACUGCUAUAUCUGCUUCGUGGGAGUGUUUGGACUUCUGUGUAUCUACACACUUUACUGGCAGUUCCAUAGACCUCUGAAGGAGUACUCCUUCGAGCAAGUCCGAUUGGAGACGGGCAUUAAUGAUAUACCAGACGUGAAGAAUGACUUUGCGUUCCUCCUUCACCUUGUGGACCAAUAUGAUUCUCUUUACUCCAGAAGAUUUGCUGUCUUUCUCUCUGAGGUCAGCGAGAGCCGUCUCCACCAGCUCAACCUCAACUAUGAGUGGACUGCCAAAAAGCUGCGUGCCCGCCUCGUCAAGAAUGCCAGGAACCGGUUGGAGCUCCCCCUGUUAUCGUUGCAGGGGCUCCCUGACACAGUCUUUGAGAUACCUGAAGUGGAAUCGCUCAAACUGGAGCAAAUGAAAAAUGUGACCAUCCCAGCUAGUGUGGCAAAGCUGGACUGUCUUAAGGAGUUAUCACUGAUCUUCUGUCCUGCAAAGCUCCAGCUGCCUGCCUUGAACCAUUUCAAGACACGUUUAAAGGUCUUGUAUUUAGAUUUUGAAAGUUCAGAAGAGGUGCCUAUGUGGAUGUACACCCUACAUAGCCUGGAGGAGUUGUAUCUGAACGGUCCUUUAACCAAUGAGGUGUCCAAGAGUGCCACUCUGGAGUCCCUUCGAGAGCUUAGAGCUCUUAGAGUCCUCGUCCUCCGCUCCAACCUUACUAAGAUCCCACCUAGCCUAGUGGAUGUUGCUUUGCAGCUGCAGCGGUUGUGCAUCUGUAAUGAAGGUGUCAAACUCCAGGCUUUUAGCAGCCUGAAGAAGCUAACCAACAUCGUCUCAUUGGAGUUAGUGGGCUGCGAGUUGGAGCGCAUCCCAAGUGCUGUCUUCAGCCUGAACAACCUGCAAGAGUUGGACCUGAAGGAAAACAAACUCACCACUGUGGAGGAGAUCCUGAGCUUACAGCACUGCAGCCGUUUAGUGACACUAAAACUGUGGAACAACAAAAUCACUUACAUCCCUGAUCAUAUCAGUAAGCUGCACACCCUGGAGACGCUGGACGUUAGCUGGAACAAGCUACGAAAGCUUCCCUCUCGGCUGUUUUAUUGCACAAAACUCAGGCACCUCGAUCUCUCCCACAACCUGCUCACCUCAAUCCCUCCUGAGGUGGGCAUCCUGCAGGGCCUCCAGUUCUUCUCCGCUGCUUUCAACUCUUUAGAAACACUGCCAGAGGAGCUGUUCUCCUGUAAAAGGCUAAAGACCUUGGCUCUGGGAAACAACUGCCUAUCGUUUCUCAGCUCCAGAGUGGCCAGCCUGGCCCAGCUGGUCCGGCUGGAGAUUAAAGGUAACCGUCUGGAGUCUCUACCUGUGGAGAUAGGGGACUGUCCCCUGCUGAAUCUCAGUGGACUGAUAGCGGAGGAUGAACUGCUUGAAUUGCUGCCACAAGAUGUACGAAGCAGGUUGAGUAAUGGCUGAGUUUGUGGAGCUGAGGGCUGCCAUUGACUCAUUUCUCUCUCAGUGUGGUGUUGUAGUCCAAGGUAAUCUCUACAAACAGAUUCUGCAUAUGUAUACACCUUCUGUUUGUAGUCCAUUUGUAAUCCAAAUACUACUGACCAAUCAAGCAUGAAUGGCAGAUAAACAGUCCUUUUGGAGAGGCGGAAUGAGUCGGCCAUGUCUGACAACGAGCUUUAUAAUAAGUUUUUUUAAAAAUGUAUCUGCAUUCAUAUGCAGAUAUCUGUUUUUUAGAGAUCAGCUGAAAUGACCGGUGCACAGAAAAGGAAGUCCUGGCUUGGAUAUCCGCUGGCUACACCCGAUUAGCCUGUAAUAUUGGCCCUCACUCCCAGAGGUUUAUUGUCAUCGGACCGAUAGAUGAUGGGUUUUAAAAGUGGGUCUAUGUUGGUCAGACUGUCAUGGAGAGAACAGAGUAUUAACAGAGUAUUAAUCCAUACCACUAAGAGGACUUUCUCAUAUAAAACAGCAAGAAAAGGAAAAACAAAAUCGUAACUGAUCACAAAAGAAUAAGCAAAGACUCGAAAACAUAUUUAUAAAAUCAGUCAUCAUGAAAUGUGUGUUCAAAUCUGUGUGAAUGAGUGAGAAAUCUACUUGCACAUUGAAAAUGUUUUUAUGCAUUUAUCUUAAAAAUACCUUUUUUAAAAUAAAUAUUUUACAAAGUUUUAUAGGUGUCCUGAAAAUACCUUACUUACUUUUUAAUGGAUUUUAAUGUAGCUGGUUUUACUCGUAUAAAUCACACUAAUACAAUAAGAAAUCUUUUAAAUUCAGGUCCAGAUUACUGAUACUGUGGGGGAGACAAGGGCUCAACCCUUAACAAGUAUACAGCAAGCAAGGCUUGACCUUCAGAUCAUUCCGGACCAGCGUUUUUACUGUUUACUUAAUAUUUAGUGGAUUCUUCAAAGCACAAGUCAAGGGAUUUUUUAUCUGUGCUGUAUCCUGUUAGACAGGUUUAUAAUGCAUGAAGUAGUGUUUCCCACAGAGCGGUGGCUCAUGUUGCUCCCUUUCAGACACUGACCGAGUGGAGGGAGACAAAGCCUUUCAGUUGGAGAAUAAAAGGUAUUCAUCUCUCUGUUUACAGUUAAAUAGAGAAAAGACUGAACAUGGGAUUCUGAAUCAGAACUUAAGUAAGCAUGAUAUUCAGCAUGCAUGAGAUGAUGCAGUAAUUAAUUUACAAAAGAAAGAAGAUAAAUGUACUGUCUUUAAAAAGCCCUUGGGAUGAUAUUGGAUAUUAGGUGCCUGUGGUGAUGGGUGACAUUGUACAUACAAAUAUACUAAUAUAUAUACUACUCCUCUCUGUUUUAGUUUUUUACUACCUCUUCAGCACAAUUCAACUAUUACAGUAAAAUAUUGGGAAUGAUUUCCUGUAAAGCACCUGAAUAGAAAGAUGUAAAAUUACCUAAAAACAUGUUUGUCUGGUUGCUCAGUUUGCAUAUCAUACUCUGGUGCAGAUGAAUUAAAGUGCCUUUUGAAUACAGUGAAACACAGAAA